UAUUUCACACUCCAUAACCCAUUCAACUGCAGAAAAUAGGGUAUUAUCUUCCCUUUAAAGCAAAUUCUCCACCUCUAUUUGUCUCUGGAGAAAAUUAAUAAGAAAAAUGGCGAAUUUACACUAAAGAAAUGGCAAUCCAAGUAGAUUCGAACUUGACAGUCUUUUUUAAGAAAUCUGUGUCGUCAGAUCCUUACGUUGAUGGUUUCCUUCUGGGCGUGGUGACAAAAUUUAGAAGAGUAAAGGUACUAGGCCUUGUCUUGGUAGAGAGAGACCAGAUAGGACUAUUUUGCCCUUGAAUUUGUUCAACAACUUUUGGCAUGAGCGAUGAAGAGUGAGUUUCAAAAGGGUGUUUAUGUAUUUUCACAAUGGAAGUAUUUGUUCCAUCCUUUUCCAUUUUCACCAACUGUUAAUGGUGAUUUCUCUUCUUCUGGAAAUCUGGACUACUCUGGAUGACUCUUCGUUUAACUUUUCGACAACACCCGUGUGUCAUAAUGGUACUUGGAUUUUGUGGGUCGUAGCCUGAUUUCACCAACGAUCUAUCUGUGAUUUCCAAAGAUGCUCUGAAACUCCGGAUCUUGGCCCCUUCUCCACUGUGCUCUAGCUUUUUAGAAUUUAUUUCUUAUGAUUGCAACUGCUCUUCUUAUUUAUCUUUCUGUGGCUCCUGUAAUACAUAGAUCAGUAUCCACAUAGUAGUCAUGGUGGAAGAUGGAGGAGAAGAUGUUUCAGUCGAUACCCUGUCGACUGAAGAGUGGUUAUCACGUGCCCAGGAGCUUGUGCCGACAGCCUUGGACAAAGCCAAGGCAAUCAAGAGGUUCCCAGGUCGCUGGAAGAUGAUAAUUUCCAAACUCGAGCAGGUCCCUUCUCGGUUAGCUGAUUUGUCGAGCCAUCCUUUCUUCUCAAAGAAUGCACUUUGUAAGGAGCAAUUGCAGGCUGUGACAAAGACACUAGCUGAGACGAUUGAACUGGCGGAGGUCUGCGUGCAAGAGAAAUAUGGGGGAAAGCUUCAGAUGCAGAGUGAUCUUGAUGCCUUGUCCGCGAAGUUGGAUUUGAAUCUAAGGGAUUGUGGGCUGCUUAUCAAGACUGGGGUACUUGGUGAGGCCACUUUGUCUUCGUCCACUGCUGCUAAUUCUUCUACAGAACCAGACACUACAUGGAAUUUAAGAGAAUUGCUGGCCCGUCUUCAGAUUGGACACUUGGAGGCUAAGCACAGAGCACUGGAUAAGCUUGUUGAAUUCAUGAAAGAGGAUGAGAAAACUGUGCUGGCUGUGUUGGGCCGAAGCAAUAUCUCAGCUUUGGUCCAGUUGCUAACUGCAACAUCACCUAGAAUUCGGGAGAAGACAGUCACGGUGAUCUGCUCACUUGCAGAGUCAGGGAGCUGUGAGAAUUUGCUUGUUUCUGAAGGUGUGCUCCCCCCUCUGAUCAGGCUGGCUGAAUCUGGGAGUGCAAUUGGAAAGGAGAAGGCUACCAUUUCCCUACAGAGAUUGUCAAUGUCUGCGGACACUGCUCGUUCCAUUGUUGGUCAUGGUGGUGUUCGCCCAUUGAUUGAAAUUUGUCGGACUGGAGAAUCGGUUUCACAGGCUGCAGCUGCAGGUACAUUGAAGAAUUUGUCGGCUGUGCCCGAGGUGAGGCAGAAUCUUGCUGAUGAAGGGACCAUAAGAAACAUGAUUAACCUCCUUGAUUGCGGAUUGUUGUUGGGUUCCAAAGAGUAUGCUGCUGAGUGCUUGCAGAAUCUCACUGCUACCAAUGAUACUCUUAGAAAGUCAGUUAUAUCAGAAGGUGGAGUUAGGAGCCUGUUGGCUUAUCUUGAUGGUCCAUUGCCCCAGGAAUCUGCGGUAGGAGCACUGCGGAAUUUGGUGGCUUUGCUAUCAAUGGAGGAAAUGGUUUCACUUAGUUUUCUCCCAUGUUUGGUUCAUGUGCUUAAAGCUGGAUCCUUGGGUGCAAAACAGGCUGCUGCUUCUGCUAUUUGCCGAAUUUGUAGCUCAGUAGAGAUGAAACGAUUUGUGGGUGAAGCUGGAUGUAUUCCUCUUCUUGUGAAGCUGCUCGAGGCAAAGACAUAUAGUGCACGAGAGGUUGCUGCACAAGCAAUAUCCAGCUUGGUGACACUUGCACAGAAUUGCAGAGAGGUCAAAAGGGAUGAGAAGAGUGUGCCGAAUCUUGUUCAGUUGCUUGAUCCAAGCCCUCAGAACACAGCGAAGAAGUAUGCUAUUUGCUGUCUCUCGUAUCUGUCCUCAAGCAAGAAGUGCAAGAGGUUGAUGAUCUCAUAUGGUGGUAUUGGGUAUCUCAAGAAACUUUCUGAGAUGGAAGUCCCAGGGGCCAAAAAAUUGCUUGAACGUUUGGAAAGAGGAAAGCUAAGAAGUUUGUUUAGCAGAAAGUAGAGAUAUAAGUUUCCCGUGUAAUGGAAUUCUAAUAUGUAACUUCUACUUGGUGUUUCAUCAUCUGUAUGAAGCAAAGUAAUUAUAAUUAAUCUUAUCAAUGGAUGCCAACAUGCAACAUAUCAAAGUAAUUAUUAAACUUAUCUAUUAUGGUCA
Molecule: messenger RNA, 2528 nt
Organism: Nelumbo nucifera (sacred lotus)
Lineage: Eukaryota; Viridiplantae; Streptophyta; Magnoliopsida; Proteales; Nelumbonaceae
Molecular function (GO): protein binding
Source: RefSeq, a predicted model, not a curated record